Messenger RNA from Paralichthys olivaceus (Japanese flounder), 4492 nucleotides. It is a transcript of the gene faxca, whose product is annotated as failed axon connections homolog, metaxin like GST domain containing a. The record is from RefSeq and is a predicted model, not a curated record. NCBI's taxonomy places the organism in Eukaryota, Metazoa, Chordata, Actinopteri, Pleuronectiformes, Paralichthyidae. Gene Ontology annotation, cellular component: cytoplasm.
GGUGAGGGAGGGAGGCCACAACCAGCGAGCUCCGAGCGGGCAGCGGAGGAUGUCGACCCCGCUGCGGGGACAAGCCCCGGGCGAGACGCUAGUGUCCGGCCGGCCGCCGUUCACCCCGUCGCCCCGCGGCCCCCGGCGCCCAUGAAGCCCCCGCGGAUGACUCCCCGAGAAGCCGGAGUGAGGCGGAAAGUGGCCGGAGACAGAGAGCAUGUACUGGCGCGUCGGGUUCGCCUGGACGCGGUCUUGUGUGGUUGAUCUCGGCCAGAACCGGAGCUUCUCCUGCGGCCCGCUGGGCGCCGGCGAGCAGCUGUCGUUUUAUGGGUGCAUCAUCGCCUACCCCCUGCAGGACCACAGCGGGAUCAUGUCCGCUCUGGGCUCGGACUCGUGGUGGAGGAAGACGCUGUAUCUGACCGGAGGGGCUCUGCUCGCUGCCGCUGCCUAUCUGCUGCACGAACUGCUCUCCAUCAGAAAGGAGGAAGAGCUGGACUCUAAAGAUGCCAUCAUACUCCACCAAUUCUCCAGGCCCAAAAGUGGCGUCCCGUCCCUGUCCCCUUUCUGCCUUAAAAUGGAGACCUACCUCCGCAUGGUUGACCUUCCCUACCAGAACUACUUUGACGGGAAGCUUUCGCCGCAGGGUAAGAUGCCGUGGAUCGAGUACAACAAGGAGCAGGUGUUUGGCUCAGAGUUCAUCAUUGACUUCCUGGAGGAGAGGCUGGGCAUGAGCCUCAACAAGAGCCUGACACCGCAGGAGAAGGCCAUGUCCCGCGCCAUCACCAAAAUGGUGGAGGAACAUUUCUACUGGACCAUAGCUUACUGUCAGUGGGUGGACAAUCUAGAGGAGACCCAGAAGAUGUUGUCGGUGAGCGGACCGCUGAGUGACCUGCUCAAGUGGAUCCUGAGUCACCUGACGGGUGGGAUCGUCAAGAGGGAGAUGUAUGGGCACGGGAUCGGGCGGUUUUCUAAGGACGAGGUUUACGCCCUGAUGGAGAAGGACAUGCGCACCCUGGCCACUAUACUAGGUGAUAAGAAGUACCUUAUGGGCUCGAAGCUUUCCACAGUAGACGCUGCAGUGUUCAGUCACCUGGCUCCUGCUAUGUGGACACUACCAGGAACACGUCCGGAGCAGCUAAUCAAAGGUGAGCUGAUCAACCUGGCCAUGUACUGUGAGCGUAUCCGGCGGCGCUUCUGGCCCGAGUGGUUCGUGGACCUGGAGGACUUCUACUACACCGACACCGAGGGCAGCGACUCGCCCUCCAAACUCCCUGACCUGGGUCUCUACUCCUGCACGGACACUUUCCAGGAAGACACAAACACACACAUUUCCCAAGCCCACACUCCACCGGACGUCCCGUCGCCGUCCCCCGACAGCGACCCCACAGGCCACUCGCUUUAUGACUCUGACAUGGACACAGAGUGCUCUGAAAUAGACCAGCUCAAGUGUUGACAAAACGUACACGGCUACAUACGUGCACACCACAGGAGGGCGCUGUGUCCCGCCUGCACACAUGCCCCCCUACCUCUUAGAACAGAAAAUAACUGGGGAGUAUUCCUGGUGUGGAGAAACCGAGGAUGUAGAGGUUUAACUGUAGUGGAGGAAUGAUCUGUAUAGAGGGAAAGGGAGUGAAGGAUAGUUUAAAAAGUCAGAGAAGGACAGAAGAAAAAAGGAGGCAGCAUUUAAAGGAAAAGAGAAGAGAUACAGAAAAAGAUUGAAAAGAAAGAAGUUUUAAAACCAGGAGUUGAAUGACGCCGCUGCUGAGAAACUCCUCCACAUGGUCGACAUCAUCUGCAGUCACAACCUUCUACCUGUCAUCCCGUUGCUGUAACCUCGGCAACUACAUGCGUGUGGCCCCCUCGUCCCCCGUAGCAACUUGCACCGCCCGGCCUUGUGUGAGUUUUCGACUAACCAAACCCUCAAACGCCUUGUAAUGAUAUGUCGUCCACAUGUAGGGAACUGUACAGGAUUCAUGUGAACGAAGACGAGUCAGUGUACAUAUAUAAAAGGAUCUGAUCGGAUUCUCGGAUUUAAUAGAUAGAAUAUUUAAUUCUACAUGAGUAUAAAUAGUAUAGAUAGCUUGCAAAUAUAAAAUCAUCCCCUCUGUGAUAUAGUGUAAAUAAUGUCUGUGUUUCCUCUGUGAAAUCAAUUUUGUGUUGGACACAAAUUGUCUUGUAAUAGUCUCCAUGAUUACCCACUCCGCUGGUCUAGGAUCACAUCAUGACUUCUUGUGUGUGUCCGUCUACACAACUGGGAUAUUACAGUCGUUUUCUGUUGCCCAUAUUUAAAGAGUGCAGUUGCAGAUAGUAGAUAUUAGACUGUAAAAGCACUUUGAAACUUUAUUUUGUCUUAUUAAGAUUCUUAUUUUGCCAAAAAAAAGAAAAUCCCACAUCCUUAGAAUUAUAUGGCAACAUAUAAUCUGUGUCUCAAUUCAGGAGCAGCUACAUUCAGAGGAAGAGGUCUGCACAGCACAGGAAACCCACCUCGUUCCUGGGCCUUGCGAACCCUCACCAGCCCGUUCCUACUUGGUUGGAUACGAGGAGAACGUUUUAAUGCCCCUUGCUUCUUUUAAACAUGUACCAUAGGCUUUUCGGCCGAUUGAGGUGUGAUACUCGAGCUUUGCACCUCUCGUUGCCAUUACCACAUGGUUUGUCUCUGAAUCGCUGUGCAUGCUGGGAUAGGUUGAGUCAGAUAGGCCCACUUGUUUGAGUCUUUGUUUCUUGCCGGCCGCAUUUGUAGGAGCCUUUUAAACGGGAAAGCCAGGUCGCGCCGCUGUGACCCCUGAAUUGAGACACAGCUUUACUUUCAGGACCCUGUUUGUCUUUCAGGACAUCAGUCACUCAGACAUUGACAUGCAUUAGGAGCGAGGCAAACAAUCAUGUAGGAAUAGAUUGAAUAGAUAUAUAAUCUGAAUGAAUGUGCAUGGCUGGCACAUGCCAAUGAAAACGUCCCUUUACACUUCAUGUGGAUGCUUUUAUCUGCAUUUCUAAGCUGGCCUAUUUGAGUUUGACGUCGUGACACAGUUUGGGUGUUCGGUGCCUCUGGGCAAAUCAAAUAUGUAGCAGACGGAUCAUGAAAAGUACUUUUGUUUUUACUCUGCUAGCGGUUUAGUUUUUGUGUCACCUGCUUCACAUUUCAAAAUGAUGAAUUGCUCAGAAGACGUUAUGUAAAGCAAUAAGAGAGCGAAUUUGAUGCUAGACUGCGUGGUGGGCGGGCUGUGCGAUAGCGAGGUGCGGGUUUUAUGUGUGUUUGUCAUUCAGCAAAUGCACGUGCCGACAUGUUGCGUGUUCAGGCUGCUUGUAUGGAUGCAAGCAAGGGGUGUACAGUGUGUUCACUUCAGUUCAUGUUGUGCAUGAUGAAGCAGUGCUGAGGAACAUUUUUCUCCCAAACACACACACACAUUCAAGUGUCUUCAAACCUUUUGUGGAGCUGUUUAUACUCCGGCUGUAGAGGGUUAAAGAAAAAUUCAAUGCUGCUAACAAGCUAUGAUAGCUUAAAGUAUCACCACUGGUUAGCUGCGAUAGCCUCCUCCAUUUUAAAUUAUUUUGCUUUUGGGCAACGGCAGAAAUGUAUAAGUCAAAGUAAACAAAAAUUUAACUCCAAAAAGAUUUUUGCAAUUUUACAUCUGGCAAAUUCAUUAAUUUCAGCAACUGGAUCAAACUAAAAAUGUACUGAAAUUGCUGUAACAGGCAGUAAUGCAGAUAUACUUGUGUUGUGUGCAUAUGUUGGCCGGAUUAAAUAAAUCGCAGAACAGUAAAGCCAAAAAUAUGUUGACGAUCUUACAUGAGCAGUGUCUCUAUUACACUUUUACAUCGUGCAAGUUCAACUAAAUGUCUCGUGCAGCUCGAGGGUCACAAUUUUCUAUUAUGUCUUUUGAAAAAAUUUUGGAUCAAAUAUCAACAACUAUUCACUAAAAUUCAUGAUUGGUCGGCCUCUGCUCGUGUAGAUGAUGCACAGAAAUUAUACUUAUAUAACUCAAAGAUAUGCAGCAGUAAAAUGUAGCGGUAUAUUGUGAAAUAAAUAGGAAGUAGAGAUCAAAACGUCAAAAUUGAAAUUUGCACUUAGCACUUAGCAAAUAUGUUUCAUUAAGGGAAUGUUAAGAGUCUGAUGUUUCAGUAGAACCACGGUGUUGAUAAUGAUGAUUGUCAGAGGGUUUAACUACAGAGUUUAAUGAUGAUUUAAUGACAGAAUUGAUUUAAUUAUUCUCGGUGUAGCCUCUUCACUGGAGGAGUUACACUCUGGGUUCUCUGUCAAAAUCCAAACCUAUACGAAGCCUUUCGAGAGGAGAUAAUGGACACGUGGACAGAUCAGCCUUUAUGUGUGUGCUGCAGUUUAUUUUCAGUACAAUAAUACAGCCUGAUACUUAAGAAACUGAAUUUUCGUUUUGUGUCUUAAAACCCCUUGCCUGCAUGUUCUUGCCUUCUCUCAUCAACAGUCAGAUUUAGCCUUAUUACAACUAACUCUUUAAGCCAUUUACUUUAUGCCACUGCCAGCAUAUGU